AACGAGACUCGAGGAAAUUGGGUCCACAACAUUGUCACGUCUGCGUUAUAUUCUCACUCUGAUGGAAACCACUUUCAGACGGCUUAUUACGGCCAGAAAUAUAAUAUUUAAUAGAUCACUGUCGGGACAAAGAGUUGACGUUGACAUCAGCCCAUAGCAAGAUGUCGCAGUGGGAGAGACUGAUGCAGCUGCCUGCUGCGUUCAGUCAACAGUUACACGACCUGUAUGACAGGGAGGCUCUUCCCAUGGAUGUCCGCCAUUACUUGGCUGCAUGGAUAGAAUCACAGCAGUGGCAACGAGCAGCGAGUGACUAUGAUUUGGCGAUGGUAUUGUUCCAGGCCCUGUUGGAGAAUCUAGACAUCCAGUACAGCCGCUUUGUACAAGAGGAGUCCUUCUUAAUGCAACACAACAUUCGACGCUAUAAACAGAAUUUUCAGAGGUACCAGGAGUACCCAUGUGCCUUGGCAAACACAGUGUAUUGGUUCCUGGACAAAGAGAAAGAGAUCUUGCAGACCGCGGAUCUGGCUGAGCAGGUGCGGGUUUUGCAAGUAGAACAAGGAGGCUUUGAGACCAGCACUCAGCGUGACAUUGACCGGAGAAUGGCCAGCCUUAAAAAUGAAGUGCAGUGUAUAGAACAUACAAUGAUGUGUCUGGAGGAGCAGCAAGAUGAGUUUGAUUUUAAAUACAAGACGUACUUGUUAGAAGACAACCCUGCAAACCCACAACAAGACAGAUUUCAGUUACUUAUCAACAAACUCAACUAUAGCAGGAAGAGAGCGCUGUUUGACCUGAAUAAGCUCCUGGACAGAGCUGAGGACCUUAUAAAUGUCUUGGUGAACAAAGAGAUGUUGCAAUGGCAGAGGAGACAGCAAAAAUCCUGCAUUGGAGCUCCAGACAGAGUUUGUCUCGAUCAGCUUGAAAAAUGGUUUACCUGUGUUGCAGAAUGUCUUUUCCAAGUGCGUGAGUUCCUCAGUAAGCUGGAGGAGCUGGUUGGAAAGAUAAGCUAUGACGACGACCCCGUGAAGGCUCAGAAACCUUUUCUGCAAAGGAGGACCGGAAAACUACUUACAGAUUUGCUCAAGAGUUCAUUCGUGGUUGAGACUCAGCCGUCCAUGCCUCAGGGGAAAGGCCCCCUGGUUCUCCGCACAGGUGUUCAGUUCUCUGUUAAAACCAGACUCCUCAUCAAGUUUCCUGAGCUGAAUAAUUCCAUGAAAGUCAACAUCUCAAUGGACCGGGAGGCCCCUCAGAUAAAAGGAUAUCGGCAUUUCAAUGUCCUUGGCACCACAAGCAAAGCCUUGUCAGAGAGUCAGAGUAGAAGCAUGGUGGCAGACUUCAGGCAUCUCAAUUUGAAGGAGCAGAAGACAGGAGGUGGGGGUAAAGGUGCCAAUGAUAUUUCUCUGAGCGUGACAGAGGAGCUGCACAUCCUCUACUUCAACACUUUAUUUGAGCUGAAAGGGAUGUCUGUUGAAUUACAGGCCACCUCUCUACCAGUGGUUAUUAUCUCCAAUUCCAGUCAACAGCAGAGUGCCUGGGCAUCUGUGCUCUGGUUCAACAUGCUCAGUAAAAAUACUAAAGAUAUGAUGUUCUUUGCCCAAACUCCGGCAGCCACUUGGCCACAGUUUGGAGAGAUGCUGAGUUGGCAGUUUCUAUCUGCCACUCAACUUGGUCUGAAUGAUGCUCAGCUGGAAAUGAUCGCACACAGACUUUUUGGAAAGCAACAGAGCUACAACAUCUGCAGUGUAACUUGGUCCAAAUUUUCAAAGGAAAACAGUCCUGACACCUUUUGGGUGUGGUUUGACAGCAUCGUGGUGAUGGUGAAAACGUAUCUUGAAAACCUGUGGAGGGAUGGCCUCAUCAUGGGCUUUGUGACCAAAUGUAAAGAGAAGCUCCUUCUGAAGAAAAAACAGAAGGGCACCUUCUUGAUUCGUUUUAGUGAAAGUGUGAUUGGAGGGAUCACUUUCUCCUGGGUGGAAAUCGGCGCAACUGGUGAUCCGGAAGUCAAGACAAUCCAGCCGUUCACCAAAACUGACCUCUCCCAGAUUCCCUUCCAUGAAAUCAUCAGGCAUUUCCUUAUCUUAAAAGAGGUCCCACAAAAUCCUUUGCUUUAUUUAUAUCCCGACACUCCCAAAGAUGAGGCUUUUGGAAAGUACUAUGCUGACAUGAGUGGAAACGACUCUCCUUACCUUAAAUACAUCAAAACCAGGCUCGUGUUUGUCUUAAAAGGGGACACACUGGAGGCUGUUACACCCUUGACCACAGACGUGACAGAGGGUGAACUCCUGCAGGCAAUGAAUGGUCCAUGUGGUGAGAUUGCUGGGCAAUCCGUGGAUUCUCCGGAGCCUCAUCUGGUUACCGGUAAUUAUCAUCAUGACCCCAUGCUGUGUGACUCUGUUGGAAUCUCAGCAGAUGACUUGCUGUCUCCCAGCAACUCAAAUCACUUUUUCGACCCUGAAAUCUUUAUCAACGAACCCUUGCUGCCUGCCAGUCUCUAAUAUGUUGCCUCAUCCAGCCAAGAUUGCUUUCUUCACUUUCAGUUUUUCGUUCCUCUCCAACUGUUGUUUGGGACUCGUGGUUUAAAAAUAUCAGACAUCCAAGAAAUAAAUGGCACAUUUGGAAA
This is a messenger RNA of Hippocampus zosterae (dwarf seahorse), 2617 nucleotides long. It is a transcript of the gene stat2, whose product is annotated as signal transducer and activator of transcription 2. The coding region runs from base 162 to 2492 and encodes 776 amino acids. NCBI's taxonomy places the organism in Eukaryota, Metazoa, Chordata, Actinopteri, Syngnathiformes, Syngnathidae. The transcript has 24 exons. Gene Ontology annotation, molecular function: RNA polymerase II cis-regulatory region sequence-specific DNA binding; DNA-binding transcription factor activity, RNA polymerase II-specific. Gene Ontology annotation, biological process: regulation of cell population proliferation; response to peptide hormone; defense response. The record is from RefSeq and is a predicted model, not a curated record.